UAUUAUUUUCAUCCUGAGAUUCGCAAACUUUCCAUGGGACCUUUUUAAAAUAGGUUUUAAAUAACGAUUUUAGCCUAUCAUGAGCAGCAUCGCUUGCCACCAUUUUGCAAGUCUAUCGGAUUUUGAACCUGGUUAGUUUCUCAUAGAUUUGUAGUUAACCAACUUGAAAUCUGGAAGGAAAGAAUUGACGUUUUGUAGCAGACAACAAAAUAUUUGAAUAACUUAAUUUUGGACUGGGAGGAAUUUUAAUACUCCAGAUGUACCAAAGUUUAGAAGUCUGCUUAGAAUGAACUUGUAUCAUUGCCAUAAUAUCUGCAAAGGUUCAUCAAUAUUUUCUCCAUGAAAGACUGACUAAACUUUUAUUCUUUGGUCUUGAAAGAGAAAGGUAGAAGAAAGAAGACUGCAGUGUUCUAAUCUUCAUCAAGUGAUGUUUUUUCCUGAUUUUGUGUAACCUAUUAAAAAGUGUGACUUUCAUAUUAGUACCAUGCAGCGUGAAAGAUUAUAUCCUUGUGAUGAAUGUGGGAAAAGUUUCCACCAAAUGAAUCAGUUGAAGCAGCAUUUAAUUAUUCAUAUGCCUGAAGAGCAACGACCAUUUAGUUGUUACGUAUGUGCUAGAAAAUUCAAUAGAUUGCAUCACUUGAAACUUCAUCUCAUGGUUCACUUAGGCCAAAGCCCACAUGUCUGCAACAUAUGUGGACGCACAUGCAACCAAUUAAGUGAUUUGAAGAAGCAUCAGAUGAUACACACAGGUGAAAGACCCCAUUCUUGUCAUAUUUGUGGAAAAGGUUUCAUACAGAUAGGUGGCAUGAGGCGACACAUCCAGAAACACGAAGAAGAAGCAGAGCUGUCUCUUACUUGUAAAGUUUGUGGGAAAACCUUUUCAAAAAUAGGUUACCUGAAAAAGCAUAUGUUGUGCCAUUCUAGUGAUAAACCGUUUUCAUGUGAAGUGUGUGGCAAGUCCUUCACCCAUGAAACUGGACUCAAUCAGCAUCUUCUCAUACACAAUGGUGAAGAACCACAUUCUUGUAACUUUUGUGGCAAAAGCUUCAAACGACUUGGCAAUUUGGAGAAACAUGUGCAGACGCAUUCAGGAUGUCUUCCAUAUAACUGUGAUACUUGUGGCAAACAGUUCUUACAAUUGGGCAGUUAUAAACGACAUGCUCUAAGACAUUCAAAUGCUGUCACUGACAGUUUCAGUGAAUUUUUGCCAGCCACUACUGAUGAGGAUGUAUCAACCAAUGAAAGCAUAGAAUUGGUUUCUAAUAUAGAUAAUGCUUGGCUUGUAAAUGGCGACCAAAUUUUCAUUAAAACGGAUUCUAGUAUAGAAAAUAUGGAUGCCAAAAAGGAAGAAACUUAUAUGAUUGUUAUUGAUGAAUCAAGUUUGAAUGAUAUUACAGCAAGCAAAUUAAUUAAGAUUUAGUGUGUUUGCAAAUGAGAAAACACAUUCUCAUUAAUUUAUUUCACUAAUACACAUUUAUGUUUGAUGCUUUUUGUUAAUAUUUGAGCAAUUUUUAUGUUUUAUAAAAGUAGUCCAUCUCUAAAGUCUCAAUAUUUGUAUCAAUUAUCUAUGUUUAUUGUAGGAAAUGUGUUACAAAAUGGACAAAUGCUUAGGAAUUUACAAAUCUAAAAUUUUUGAAGCUUAAUUAUCUCGUCAAAAACAAAAAAUGCACUAUAUUUAAAAUAUUCACUAUUUAACUAUAUGAGUCAAAAUUGUUUCCUUGCAUUGUAUGUGUACAAAACUGUUAAAUACAAUUGUUCCUUUCA
Messenger RNA from Uloborus diversus, 1764 nucleotides. Its product is annotated as oocyte zinc finger protein XlCOF6.1-like. Gene Ontology annotation, molecular function: DNA-binding transcription factor activity; RNA polymerase II cis-regulatory region sequence-specific DNA binding. The transcript is spliced from 3 exons. The record is from RefSeq and is a predicted model, not a curated record. Lineage: Eukaryota; Metazoa; Arthropoda; Arachnida; Araneae; Uloboridae. Bases 485 to 1420 code for a protein of 311 amino acids. Gene Ontology annotation, biological process: regulation of transcription by RNA polymerase II.